AUGAAGCUCGCCGCAGUGGGCGUAGCCUCUCUCCUCCUCCUCCUGGCUGCUGCCGCCACGGCCGGCGCCGUCACGUUCGAGGUGAUAAACAAUGCGACGACGACCCCCGGCGGGCAGCGCUUCGACCGGGACUACGGCGUGAGCUACGCGGCGCAGGUCCUCUCCGACGCCUCCUGCUUCAUCUGGUUGGUGUUCAACCAGACGAGCCCCGCGGACCGCCGGCCCGUCGACCACGUCACCCUCGUGGUGAAUGCCGUGGACGGCAUCGCCUACACCGCCGGCAGCACCAUCGUGCUCAACGCCGGCUACGUCAACAACUACACCGGCGACGUCAAGACAGAGGUAACCGGGGUGCUGUACCACGAGACGGUACACGUGUGGCAGUGGGGGCUGCAGGACUACGACGUGUACUGGUGGGUCUACGAGGGGAUCGCCGACUUCGUCCGGCUGCGGGCCGGGUACGCGCCGGCGCACUGGGUGCAGCCCGGCCAGGGGAGCAGCUGGGACAAAGGCUACGACGUCACGGCGAGGUUCCUGGACUACUGCGACUCGCUCCGGCCGGGCUUCGUCGCGGUGCUCAACGCCAAGCUGAUGAACGGGUACAGCGACGAUUACUUCGUGCAGAUCCUGGGCAAGUGCGUGCAGGAGCUGUGGCAGGAGUACAAGGCCAAAUACGGCCAUCAGUGA
Molecule: messenger RNA, 687 nt
Organism: Miscanthus lutarioriparius
Lineage: Eukaryota; Viridiplantae; Streptophyta; Magnoliopsida; Poales; Poaceae
Source: the annotation of a GenBank genome assembly